UGUCAGUUUCAUUGUCGGAGCAUGCGGUCGAUCAUGCGGAAUCGCACUUCGUGUUUCGAGUUUACCGUUACCGUUGAUUGACGCAAAUAUCGAAAAAAGGCUUGAAUGCGAAAAACGAAAAGAAACAAACUUUGCGCGCGUUAUUUGUUGGUGUUUCAAGUGUGUGCUAACAGCGUAAUUGCUUAUUGCAAUUAAUAUAUAAAUCAAGUGUAGUAUCAAAACGAAACCCGAAACAGAAAGAACGUAACAAAGUCAAAAAGUCGCACUAAUUGCUGACAUAAUUUUCAUAACUGGCAAAGGAAUAGAAGAGAAUAGAAAAAAGAGCCGACUCGUAAUUGAAUUUACAGUUAUACUGUGUGUGGUCAAGUCGAAAUUGUCGGGGACUUGGAAUAAAUUUAAUGUUAAUAAGUUUAAUUUUUUGCGCGUCGUGCGGUUAAUUGAAGCACUUAUCCAAGACAGGUCAAGUCGUAAAUAAGUAAAUAAUUUGAAAUCAUCAUUUAUGUGUCUCAGUGUGUUCGUGUAAUUGUAUCCCAGAAUGUGGCAUAGAAAAGCCGCCGAAUGUGAAAUGUGCAACGUCUAUAGGCAAAUGUGUCUGUUGUUCAUGCUCUUGGGGGCGGCAUUGGGUGCCACGCCCUUUGCCAAGGAAUACCGCAGCGCGGGUCUCUUUAAAGGCAACACGCUAAUGGAUAUGGAGCUCGAUGCGGCAACCACACUUGACAUCGGUGUCGAUAAACUUACAGCCGGGAAUGGGGGAGCUUUAGUCUCGGAUUCCGAUGAUUUGCUGACUUUCAAGGCGGAGUCAUCGGUGGUGGUGCCGGGCGUGCAACAAAAUGCAGGCUGUCCGGCGACGACAAGUUCCCAUUGUCUGCGCUGCAACAAGGCGGGUUGCAUCAAGUGCCCACUGUACCUGGUGACGGAUACACGUCAGUGUGUGGAACAAUGCCCCUCCGGGUAUCUGGACCAAUGGUCCGCCCAUACCGAGUUCAUGGGUCGGGUCUGUGUGCCCACUGGUUACUCGGGUCCAUUGAUGGCAGCUCUUGCGGGUCUCCUCGGUGGAUUUCUGGUCUGUCUGUCGCUGCUGGCGGUGUCCGUCAUGUUGGUGCGACGGAAGCGACGACGCAAGUCCGUCAAACAGAAGCUCAUCAAUGAGAACACCAUGGAUCGAGCGGAUUUUAUGCGUCAGCUGAACGAGAUGCGUCCGAAUGCAGAGUAUUUUCUGGCCAUGCUCAACGACACUCGACGGCAAAUCCGCAAAUUGUAUUUAUCCGGAGAGGUGGCAGCGGCCAACUCGUAUCGUCCCAUUGUGCGGGAUCUGGCCAAGUUACUCAUAUUGCUGAACAGGCCCAUUGAGUUGAUUCCCACGCCGCCGCACGACUGGGCGCGACUCUAUGCGUGGUCGGAGCAGGCGCUGGAGCGGUAUAAGCCGCAAGUGGGUCACCUGAUUGACUUCUUUCAGGCGUCGAAUGCAGCUGGUGCCGGUAACCAGGAGGUGCUCUAUGCGGCGCCACACAAGAAGCAACAGCCGGGACACAGCAUUUACAGGCAUCAACAGCAGACGGCGCCCACGCAGAGCGGGGAUCUGUUGCCAGGAGAUCGCAACAGCAAUGCGUCGGCACAGCAAAAGCUGCAUCUCUUUGGCUCCCUCAUCAGUCUGCAUGAGUUCGAGGAGCCGCGUGCCUCGGAUCCAUUUGGCAGCAGCUUCAACACGCUAAAGAGCGGCAAUCUCAUAUCGGAUCUCAAUGCCAGCUCAUUGUGGCUGGAGGAUGAGUUCUAUAAGCUGGGCUUUCGACCGCAGGACGAGAUCACGACUGAGCUUUAACUGCACAAUACAUGUUUAAUCCGAAGUAUUAAUCCAAUCACAAAAGCUGGUGCCGCUACACGAAUCCAAGUGCAGCGAUUGGCAGCCAUGCAAAGUAGAGAGAGAGUUGACCACAUUCCGUCAUGCCAUCAAUAAUAAUUGACAAACUGAGACGCACAUUUAGAUAUUGAGUCGCUAAAUGUUCACGUUUAGUUUAGUUUAGUUAAUUAUAGUCCUAGUGUUAUAGUUAGUUAGUGUCUAGCCUAGAGAAGCGAACUAGUCAUGUAAAAUCACAGAAAUAUUAAUGAAAAAUGUUAAUUGAAUUUUAUGGAUUUUACAAAAAUCGCAAUAAUUAUGUAACGGCGAACAAUGAAGAAUUAUCGCUAGACCUAUUACUAAAUGUCUAUCAUACUUAUAGAUAUAGAUACAGUACCUACAUAUAUAAUAUUUAUAGCUUACAGAGACGGAGAUUAUAAUGCUUAGUGAAUACACGUAUAUUAUGAUGAUGAACAAUAAAAUGUUGUCCUUAAGUCGA
Drosophila innubila is the source of this 2333-nucleotide messenger RNA. RefSeq lists its product as uncharacterized. Lineage: Eukaryota; Metazoa; Arthropoda; Insecta; Diptera; Drosophilidae. The record is from RefSeq and is a predicted model, not a curated record. Bases 536 to 1819 code for a protein of 427 amino acids. The transcript is spliced from 3 exons.